AUGAUCUCUCCAUCCGCUCAACUCCGCGACUCGAAUCCCUCCGCUCCUCGCGCGACACUGGAAGGGCUACCGACAGAGGUCAAGGCCCGCAUCGUCGAGCACUGCGCGAUACAGGAUGAGCGAUGGAAGAUGCUCCGCAAACACCUCACGGCAUGCGUCGACACGGCGGAAAAGCCAGCGUCUGACGGCGCGAUUACGAAGAGCGGCGUCCUCGCCGCUCCUUUUCUUUUCAAGGAGGUCCGAACGUCAAAGACAAACUCGCUCUUCUUUCAGCACCACAUUGUUCCGCGACGACGACAUUUCUUCCGAAAAGUCACCUUCGACGAUCACGAUCCCUACCUCUUCCACCGCUUCGUCCAAAACCUCCCCUAUCUCACGAACGUCACCGAAGCCGUCGUCACCGUCGAAGGGUUCGAAGAUCACCUGAACGACGGACUCGAGUCAGGCGGCAUCUCGUGGGCGGCGCUGACGGAUUCUUCACCGUUCGGCCUGGCGUCCUUCUUUCGCCAGCUCACGUACCUCAAAACCGAGGUCUCGCAAAGUCAACAGAUCAUCAACCUCGGCAGCGCAGCUCCCACCCUCCGGAGUUUGCACCUGGGUUACGUUGACCACGAGGACGGGGCCGACGAGCGGCUGGUCCGUAUCUUCGCCAUAUUGCCGGAUCUACGGGACCUCGUCAUUGAGGAGACCGAUGGCGACUUAUUUCCCGUGCUCAACAGUCUCCUGAGCGCUCGCGGCGAACAUCCACUGCCCGCCAUCACGUCGCUCAAGGUCGGCGUUAACGGCGAUGUGGGCAGCACCAUGCGGUUCGCUCAGCAUUUCGCCUCUUCUAUCGAAUGCAUCACCUUCGACCUAGCAUUCGACCUCAACUUCGACUACCCCGAGGACGUCCAGUUCCCGAAAGUCCGCACGCUCAAACUCGAAGGCCUCCCGGAGAUCAUUGAGUUGUUCAUGGAGUGCAUUGAUUGCGACCAGUUCCCGGCGCUGGUUGAGCUCGUCAUUUGCAGCCAUCAGGUAUGCAUACAGUUGAUCAGCACGACGCAGGAGGCCGUAAAGACUGUGGCAUACAAGAUGCCUCGGCUCGAGAGAAUCCAUCUCUUCGACCCGCAGCACCUGCAGGACGACUUCGACUGCAACGCACUGCGAAGAGAACUCGGCGACCGCCACAUCGAGCUCACGACCAGCAUUGUGCCCAACUUUGUCUCGUCCACUAUCUUCUCGGCGGACCACCGAAUCGAUUACAUCCGCUUAGGUGGACCGAUACGACACGACCUACACCGCCCAAGCAUCAAGCGUACGCUCGACUUCCUCGGCGAAUGGUUCGAGCGGGCGGAAGGACUAGGCGCGGAUGGCGAGUUGUCGAGGUUGGCGAGGGUCUUGCAGCAGGCCGAGUUUGAGCGGGUCGCGCAGGCGUGUUGA
Molecule: messenger RNA, 1419 nt
Organism: Rhodotorula toruloides NP11
Lineage: Eukaryota; Fungi; Basidiomycota; Microbotryomycetes; Sporidiobolales; Sporidiobolaceae
Exons: 2
Coding region: 1-1419 (472 amino acids)
Source: RefSeq, a predicted model, not a curated record